This is a messenger RNA of Daldinia caldariorum, 1639 nucleotides long. Its product is annotated as putative nitrilase. Gene Ontology annotation, molecular function: catalytic activity. The transcript has 4 exons. The record is from RefSeq and is a predicted model, not a curated record. The coding region runs from base 595 to 1563 and encodes 322 amino acids. NCBI's taxonomy places the organism in Eukaryota, Fungi, Ascomycota, Sordariomycetes, Xylariales, Hypoxylaceae.
AUAGGACUUCUUAUAAGGGCCGAAUUAGGAGUAGAUGUGUGUAUGAACCAGGUGUUUGCCUAUGACCGCACCCGUGUAACGGACAACGGCCCCCAUAUACAGCUCUCUAUUGGGAAAACAAAAUGCUACGGCACUGAGGGGUUACGCCCGCGGGAUGCAAGCUGGAGAUGCAGUGUAAGGCAAUAAGAUCGUGGACCUGCUGCACCAGUGGAGGGCUGCAUAUUGAGUAUCAGGGAUUCCGCCAAGCCACCAACCGCUGAAAUAUUCCAACAUAGCCAAUGAUCGGACCCAGCUCGUUACGUUGACGCGGCCGACGGGGUCCAGAAUAGGACCACGAGGUAGCAGUAGCAGUAGCAGCUGUUGAAAUUUCGGGAUUCUGGCACGAACUGAGCUGUUGCUGGGGUUUGGUUACUGACCUGCAGAAACCGUAUCUCUCCCCGCACUGCAGUGAGACGUUUCUGCGAAUAAAGUAGACGACAGUGUAGACCCUAGGCAUAUAAAGUCCAAGCAUAUGGUCGUUAAUAGCUUGGAUGCUGUCUUCAUCCCCAUCGUCUCUUAAAACUCUUAUUCAAGUUAUAGCCACCUAGUUCGAGAAUGUCUACUACCGUUCGCGUCGGUGCCGUCCAGGCUGAGCCAGUAUGGCUCGACCUUAAUGGGGCCGUCGACAAGACUAUCUCCCUCAUCGAGGAGGCUGCAGCAGACGGUAUCCAGGUGCUUGGGUUUCCAGAGGUAUGGAUUCCUGGAUAUCCGUGGUCCAUGUGGCUUAAAAGCGUCAUCGAGAACACUCACAUCAUCCACGAAUACAUGGCAAAUUCGAUGCCUCGGGACUCCGAACAUAUGAAACGUAUCCUCGCCGCUGUCAAGAAAGCCGGUAUGUUCGUGGUCCUCGGGUAUAGUGAGAGAGAUGGUGGUAGUCUCUACAUGGCCCAAUCUUUCAUCUCGCCCGAAGGUGAAAUAGUCCAUCACCGACGGAAGAUAAAGCCCACACACGUGGAACGCACCGUCUGGGGUGAAGGUCAAGCCGAAUCCCUCAAGUGUGUUGUGCCCUCAAAAUUCGGUAAUAUUGGCGGUUUAAAUUGCUGGGAGCACUUACAACCUUUGCUUCGCUACUACGAAUACUCACAAGGAGUUCAAAUACAUAUUGCGAGUUGGCCUGCAGCGUUUGAAAUGCCGGAUCCCUCUAAGGUCGCGUGGUUAUAUCACGAGACAGGGGAAGCAAGCAACCGAGCUAGUCAAUUCAUGGCCAUAGAAGGGCAGUGCUUCGUCCUCGUCGCAUCACAAAUCCUCACCGAGAAGAACUUGGAAAAAACUAACCUUUCCGGCAACCCAGUAACCAAGACGCCCGGUGGUGGCUUCUCCAUGAUUUUUGGACCCGACGGCAAACCGCUUUGCGAACCUAUUGACGCUGGCGAAGAAGGUAUCCUCAAGGCGGAUAUUAAUCUGCGGGAUAUCGAUUAUCCCAAGGCAUUCAUUGAUGUCGUCGGUCAUUACGCUAGACCGGAUCUGCUAAGUUUGCUGGUGAAUCCCACCCAAGAUUUGCAUGUAACAAAAAUGUCUAAAUAGAUGCGGCUAUAACUAGCUCGCCAAGAUGGCUUAUAAGAGAUUAUAGGAGGCUAUGGCAGUAGUCGCGAUAAUGAUA